GGCUUGUUCCGGCGUGGUUGCGAGAGGGGAAGCGUCUCUGCUGCCCGGGCGGAAUCGCUUCUUUCUCCCCGCUUCCAGGCGGCGGCGGCAGCGGCGGCGAAGACUCUCCCUCGCCGUCCUUUUCUGCGUACGCUGCUCAACCCUCUUCCGCAUACAUGGCGCUUCGCUUCAGGAGCGGCCGGAGGGGCCAAUUCAAACAUAUAGCUCAUGGCCUGAUCCCUGCAGCUACCAUAGCACCUAAAGCUGCCGUCCCCCGCACCCCUCCCCCUCGUAGUCCAAACCCUUCUCCAGAAAGGCCCAGAUCCGCUCUGGCCGCAGCUAUUCUUGUGACAACCCUAACUGGACGGACCAUUGCCAUCCCUCAGCCACGUCAACGAUCUCUUUCUGAGAGUGAUGCCAGUUACUUGCAAGAUCAAGAAAAUUAUAUUGAGCCAUAUGCCACAGUCACUGAGCUGCGAAUGCGUCACAACUGGAAGAGCAAUGGUGAUGACAGGAGCAUUGGGCAGUCUUUGGAAGUAUCAGGCAGUUGUUGUGAGGAUGAGGACAUGGAUACAUACCCUUCAGACACAGAAAAGGAACCAGAUCCAAACUAUCAGGUUAUUGAUAAAAAAUAAACAUUAGCAGCGAUGC
This is a messenger RNA of Podarcis muralis (Common wall lizard), 630 nucleotides long. NCBI's taxonomy places the organism in Eukaryota, Metazoa, Chordata, Lepidosauria, Squamata, Lacertidae. The record is from RefSeq and is a predicted model, not a curated record.